Molecule: messenger RNA, 858 nt
Organism: Pneumocystis jirovecii RU7
Lineage: Eukaryota; Fungi; Ascomycota; Pneumocystomycetes; Pneumocystales; Pneumocystaceae
Exons: 6
Coding region: 1-858 (285 amino acids)
Biological process (GO): positive regulation of mRNA splicing, via spliceosome
Cellular component (GO): U12-type spliceosomal complex; nucleolus
Molecular function (GO): RNA binding
Source: RefSeq, a predicted model, not a curated record
AUGGCAACUAAUAAGGCUGAUGAACGUAAUCAAGAAGCAACUAUUUAUGUUGGUAAUUUAGAUGAAAGAACUACUGAUGCUAUUUUGUGGGAGCUUUUUCUUCAAUGUGGACCAGUUGUUAAUGUUCAUUUACCAAAAGACAGAGUUAGUCAGACACAUCAGGGAUUUGGAUUCUGUGAGUUUUUAACCGUAGAAGACGCAGAUUACGCAUGUCGUAUUAUGAAUCAGAUUAAACUAUAUGGAAAGCCUAUUCGUGUAAAUAAGGCAAGUGCAGAUAAGAAAAAUACGAUUGAAAUAGGUGCUGAGUUGUUUGUUGGGAAUCUUGAUCCAUUGGUUAAUGAAAAAGUGUUAUAUGAUACUUUUAGUGUUUUUGGGAUGUUGGUAGCUCCUCCAAAGAUUGCUCGUGAUGAUAACGGACAAUCCAAAUGUUUUGGUUUUAUUUCUUUUGAUUCUUUUGAAGCUGCAGAUGCAGCUAUAGAGGGGAUGAACAAUCAGUUUCUUAUGAAUAAGUCUGUUUCUGUUAGUUAUGCUUUUAAAAAGGAUGGAAAAGGUGAACGCCAUGGAGACCAAGCAGAACGCUUGCUUGCAUCACAGGCUCGUAAAAAUAAUGUUAGUUUACAGCCUACAGGCAUUCCAGCUCUUCCUAUAGGGUUUACUGGGCAAACUCCAAUAGGAUAUCCUGGACAAGUCCCCUCAAAUCCUGCAGGAUUUUCUCAGCCUUCUAUGGGCUAUCUAUAUCAGGGCUAUCCAGGAGCUGUCCCACAAGGAUUUGCACCACCUGCUACAACAGGUAUUCCUUCUAUGAUGAAUUCAUAUCCUGUUCCACCACCCCCUCCUGUUACAAAUUUUGGACGAUAA